GGCGGAGGGCUAAAGGUCUCCCUCCUUCUCCUUCUCUGCUGCUGCCGCUGCCACCGGGGAAGGGAGGCUCCUCUGCCAGGGACCAUGCCGGCCGUCUCCAAGGGGGAUGGGAUGCGCGGCCUGGCCGUCUUCAUCUCCGACAUCAGGAACUAAGGCGUUUACACUGAACUCCUCGGGGGAAGAGCAGUUCUUGAGAGUCUCAGAUGAUGCAGGAUGUCUCUUGGCAGGUAAAAGCAAAGAAGCUGAGAUAAAGCGAAUAAACAAAGAACUGGCAAACAUUCGAUCCAAAUUUAAAGGUGAUAAAGCCCUUGAUGGCUACAGUAAGAAAAAAUAUGUCUGCAAGCUGCUUUUCAUCUUCCUCCUGGGGCAUGAUAUUGAUUUUGGCCACAUGGAGGCUGUGAAUCUACUGAGUUCGAACAAAUACACAGAGAAGCAAAUUGGCUACCUGUUCAUCUCUGUACUUGUGAAUUCAAACAGUGAAUUGAUACGGCUGAUAAACAAUGCAAUUAAGAAUGACUUAGCCAGCCGCAACCCCACUUUUAUGGGACUAGCUUUACACUGCAUUGCCAACGUGGGUAGCAGAGAGAUGGCAGAAGCAUUUGCUGGAGAAAUUCCAAAGAUACUUGUAGCUGGAGACACCAUGGAUAGUGUGAAGCAGAGUGCAGCACUGUGCCUGUUACGAUUAUAUAGAACGUCUCCUGACCUGGUUCCUAUGGGAGACUGGACAUCAAGAGUUGUGCAUCUUCUUAAUGACCAGCAUCUGGGUGUGGUUACUGCUGCUACCAGUUUGAUCACUACUCUGGCACAAAAGAAUCCAGAUGAAUUUAAAACCUCGGUAUCUUUGGCUGUCUCCAGACUCAGCAGGAUUGUGACAUCUGCAUCGACUGAUCUCCAGGAUUAUACCUAUUACUUUGUGCCUGCUCCCUGGCUGUCUGUGAAAUUGCUUCGACUGCUGCAGUGCUAUCCACCCCCAGACCCUUCAGCACGAGGUCGUCUCACAGAGUGUCUAGAAACUAUUCUUAACAAAGCUCAAGAACCUCCAAAAUCCAAGAAAGUACAGCACUCAAAUGCAAAGAAUGCCGUGCUAUUUGAAGCCAUUAGUUUAAUUAUCCAUCAUGAUAGUGAGCCAAACCUGCUUGUUCGUGCCUGUAAUCAGUUAGGCCAAUUCUUGCAGCACCGGGAAACUAAUCUCCGUUACCUAGCAUUGGAAAGCAUGUGCACGCUUGCCAGCUCUGAGUUUUCACAUGAGGCUGUGAAAACACACAUAGAAACAGUUAUCAAUGCAUUGAAGACAGAGAGAGAUGUAAGCGUGAGACAGAGGGCAGUGGAUCUCCUAUAUGCCAUGUGUGACCGAAGCAACGCCCAGCAAAUUGUAGCUGAAAUGCUGAACUAUCUGGAAACUGCUGAUUAUUCUAUUAGAGAAGAAAUUGUACUAAAGGUUGCAAUUCUAGCUGAGAAAUAUGCCGUGGACUACACAUGGUAUGUAGAUACCAUCUUGAAUUUGAUUCGAAUUGCUGGAGAUUAUGUCAGUGAAGAGGUGUGGUACCGAGUUAUUCAGAUUGUAAUUAACAGAGAUGACGUUCAAGGAUAUGCAGCAAAGACUGUUUUUGAGGCUCUUCAAGCACCAGCAUGCCAUGAGAACUUAGUAAAAGUGGGUGGCUACAUCUUGGGAGAAUUUGGAAAUCUGAUUGCUGGGGAUCCAAGAUCUAGUCCUCUGAUCCAGUUCAACCUGCUGCACUCUAAGUUUCAUCUGUGCAGUGUCCCAACGAGGGCACUGCUUCUGUCAACUUACAUCAAAUUUGUUAAUUUGUUUCCUGAGAUAAAAACUACCAUUCAAGAUGUACUACGCAGUGACAGUCAGCUAAAAAAUGCUGAUGUAGAGCUACAGCAGAGGGCUGUUGAAUACUUGAGGCUCAGUACUAUUGCAAGCACUGAUAUCUUGGCAACAGUGCUAGAAGAAAUGCCUCCAUUUCCAGAGAGGGAGUCAUCCAUUCUGGCCAAGCUCAAGAAGAAAAAAGGCCCCAAUACAGUUACAGAUUUAGAAGAGACAAAAAAGGAGAGAAAUUCUGAUAUGAAUGGCAGCACUGAAGCUACAAUCAUGAAUGCCAGCACUGCAUCAACUCCAUCUCCUUCAGCAGACCUUUUAGGUCUCGGUGCAGCUCCAGUUACAAAUUCAGUUCCACCCCCAACAUCUAGUGGUAGCUUGUUGGUUGAUGUGUUUUCAGAUACUUCUGCAACUCCUGCAUCUCUUGCUCCUAGUUCCGAAGACAACUUCGCAAGUCCUGACCUGGUUUCAAGUGAGCAGGUAGUUUCUGAGGAGCCAGUUGAUGCUGUGCAUGAUGCUGAUGAACCUUUUCACAAGUUCAUUUGCAAAAAUAAUGGAGUCUUGUUUGAGAAUCAGUUACUACAGAUUGGUCUGAAAUCUGAGUUUCGACAGAACUUGGGUCGGAUGUUCAUAUUUUAUGGUAACAAAACAUCAACACAGUUCAUAAAUUUUACUUCCACUCUGGUCUGUUCAGAUGAUCUCCAAUCAAGCCUGAAUCUGCAAACAAAACCAGUUGAUCCCACUGUGGAGGGAGGUGCUCAAGUUCAGCAGAUAGUAAACAUCGAAUGCAUAUCAGACUUCAUGGAAGCACCAGUCCUAAAUAUUCAGUUCAGAUAUGGAGGAACAUUGCAAAACAUCUCUGUGAAGCUGCCCAUCACACUGAACAAGUUUUUUCAGCCUACUGAAAUGGCCUCUCAAGAUUUUUUCCAAAGGUGGAAACAGCUGAGCAGUCCUCAGCAAGAAGUGCAGAACAUUUUCAAAGCAAACCAUCCAAUGGAUACAGAAAUUACGAAGGCAAAGAUCAUUGGCUUUGGCACAGCUUUACUUGAAGAUGUGGAUCCCAACCCUGUUAAUUUUGUGGGGGCAGGCAUAAUACACACAAAAUCAAUCCAGAUUGGAUGUUUGAUGCGACUUGAGCCCAAUCUACAGGCACAGAUGUACAGGUUAACAUUACGAACAAGUAAAGAAACUGUAUCCCGAAGGUUAUGUGAACUUCUCUCUGAACAGUUCUGAACAGUUCAUAAUGCAAGACGAUUCUCCAAUAUUAUCAUUGUCCUUGUCCCGCUCCAGAAACGUCUGGUACACCAGUGUCUGCGAAACUAACUCCCACCACAUUCACAUCCCUGCCUUAAAUUGUCCCUUUUAUGUGAAAUAACUGUAUCAUAAACUCAUGUAAGCACUGGGGGUGGGAAUGGUUUUAUAUAUCUGGUGGAAAGAGGCUGGCAGGUCUUGUGUGUUUCAAUUUAACUGUGCUCCAUACAUUUUGGCAAAAGUUGUUUCCAACCCCUCCAUUUUUAAAAACUUUUUUGAUUGUUUCAGCACGUUUCAGUGAAAUUCUGUUUAAUGGAACUUGAAAGGGUCACAUUGUUGUGCUGGUCUGCUAGUCAACAUGGCUCAAUUCCUCAGAAGGUAUACAAGGGAAAUCUUCAGAAUGUUUGACAGACAGUCACUUUCACUACUCUUGUUUAUUGUCACUCAAGUCCCUGUUUCUGAAGAAAACUAUGAGCACUUGCUUUGUAAAGGACACUAAGAGGCACAUGCACAUAUUAUGAUGCAUAUUUUAAUAUCCUCAAACUCCUUGCUUUAAAAGCUUUAAAUUCCACCCUCCCUGCACCCAAGAUCUGAACUACCAAAGAGUACUUAAUUGUCUUGUCAAAUGCUGAAGUGUGAAAUUCAAGAUGGGUUCUUGGGUUAUUACGUGUUUCUCCAAAACUCUAGUUGAUCUAUCUAACCAUCUGUUCACUUGGGUUGUAAAUAAUUAAAAAAUCGAAUUGAAACAUUCUGACAUGCCAAUACUUUCCAAGGGAGCCUAUGCAUCUGUAAUUCUCAUUCACCCACUCCUCCCAUUUUUUUUUUGUCACUAAUGUGGGUUCCCCAUUUAUUACUUUCUUGUUCACAUUGGCUAGCUUCAACUACGGAGACUCUAGCCUGUUCAAUAUGGAAAUAAACUAUAUGGGCAUCAGCAAGUGCAAAGGA
Molecule: messenger RNA, 4021 nt
Organism: Sceloporus undulatus (fence lizard)
Lineage: Eukaryota; Metazoa; Chordata; Lepidosauria; Squamata; Phrynosomatidae
Gene: AP2A2
Product: adaptor related protein complex 2 subunit alpha 2
Exons: 24
Coding region: 107-3058 (983 amino acids)
Biological process (GO): clathrin-dependent endocytosis; intracellular protein transport
Cellular component (GO): membrane coat; AP-2 adaptor complex
Molecular function (GO): clathrin-cargo adaptor activity
Source: RefSeq, a predicted model, not a curated record